Messenger RNA from Xenopus laevis (African clawed frog), 793 nucleotides. RefSeq names its product galectin-3-like L homeolog (gene lgals3l.L). The record is from RefSeq and is a predicted model, not a curated record. The transcript is spliced from 6 exons. Bases 86 to 502 code for a protein of 138 amino acids. NCBI's taxonomy places the organism in Eukaryota, Metazoa, Chordata, Amphibia, Anura, Pipidae.
GCUUCCACAGCUACCAGAGACGAUUGCAGUGAAAGGAUUGCGAGCUUUGGUUGACUACCCAGGAGAAUCCCCUUACAGUUAAAUCAUGUCAAGUGCUAAAAACGAAAACGUAAUAUUCGAUCUUGAUUCCGGAUUUAUUCCACAUUCUUUAGUAACAGUUACAGGACAAGUGAAACCCAAAGCCAGUAGCUUUGCAGUCAAUUUUAUAAGAGACGAUGAUAUAUUCUUCCACUUCAAUCCACGCUACUAUGAAGACGUUAUAGUACUUAACACACGUGAGAACACAAUAUGGAAUACUGAAGAAAGGAUUAAAGGAAACCCAAUAAAACAAGGCAGCAAGUUUAAGCUUGAGUUCCAAUGUGAAGAAAAUUUCUUCAAAGUAUUUUUAAAUGGUACAUUUCUGGUGGAAUUUAAGGCUCGGAUGCAUCCUAUCUCAGCCAUUACAGCAAUCAAGGUCGUAUCAGAUACUAUAGUCGAUGACAUUAGUGUCACAGCCAUGUAAACUUGAGAACCUAAAUGGUUGAAUACUUGCAAAAUAUAUUAUGAAAAAAGGCUGUCUUUGGAUGAGUUUCUUAUGUUCUGUAUACAUAAUGUGUAUGUUAAUAUACCCUUAAUGGGACUCCAUUAGGCUGAUCCAUAAUGGACAAGGACCUAGGAGCAGUGUUAGACCAGCCUAAACCCUAAAACACUUUCUUCUUAUUGAGAAAAACCCUGGUAUCCCCAUGUUUGAGUGGGUCAUUGUUCAAAAGUAACUGAUUAAUAAAGCCUAGGAGGCACUGUUUUUUGCCCACUA